AUUUUAAUCUCUAUCUCAACAAUAAAUUUGUAAUUUAAAAAUUAAAUGUUGAGAUAAUUUCCACGUGGAGAAAUAUUAUACAAUAUAUUAUUUAAAGAAAACGUUCAAGUAUAUCAACGUUAAAAUGCAAAAUAUGUCAAGAAGUUUAAAAAAAAAUCAGAAUAAUAAAUUAGAAAUAACAUCAAAUAAAAAAAUAACGUGGAGAAAAUCAAUUUUAAUCUCUAUCUCAACAAUAAAUUUGUAAUUUAAAAAUUAAAUGUUGAGAUAAUUUCCACGUGGAGAAAUAUUAUACAAUAUAUUAUUUAAAGAAAACGUUCAAGUAUAUCAACGUUAAAAUGCAAAAUAUGUCAAGAAGUUUAAAAAAAAAUCAGAAUAAUAAAUUAGAAAUAACAUCAAAUAAAAAAAUAACGUGGAGAAAAUCAAUUUUAAUCUCUAUCUCAAGAAAAAAAUGUAAUUUAAUUUGAAAAUAAAUAAAAUGUUGAGAUAAUUUCCAUAUGUGGACAAAUAUUAGAUAACAUUUAUUUAAAGAAAAAUGUCCAAAUAUUUUACCACAAAAAUAAAAAAAACAUUAAAAUGUGUCGAGAUAGAGUCAAAUAUAAGAUAAUUUGUUUACAAAUAUUAAAUUUUACUGUUUGUAAAAAGUCAAAAUAUGUCAAGAAGUUUAGUCUGAAUUUUGCAAAUAAAAAUUUCAAUGACUCUAAUUUUUAUUUUAAUUAAAUGAAAAAUAUUUAUCUCAGGGAUAAAUGAGGAGAAAUUUCGGAAUCUCAAAAACAAAAUUAAAAUUUUUACCACAAAACAAAAGUAAUAAAAUGUUAAGAUAAGGUCAAAAUGAAAGAGAAAUAUUAUAAAGAAAUAAACCAGAAAAUGAGGUUUUACUGUCAUAAUAUCUCAAGAAAUAUUAGAUAAUUUAGCAAAUAAAAAUUUUAAUAAUUCAAAUAAAAAUAGAAAAAAUACUAAAUAAAAUAAUUGACAUCUGGAAACUUUCAAUUUUAUUCUAAUUAAAAAAAUCUUUAUUUCAAGAAUAAAUACAUAAAAAUCUGAAUAUGUCAAAAUAAAGUCAAACUAAAGAGAAAUAUUUUAAAUCAAUUAAUCAGAAGGUUAAGCAGUGUUGUAUUGACAAAAAAAAUCCUCAUAUCCCAAACAAUAAAGCCUUAAUUCUGGAAAAAAAAAUACAAAUAAAAUUAUUAUAUAAAUAAUGUGGGACAAAAAAAUGUAAAAUUCCCAAUGUGGAAUUUUUCAGAAAAAUGUUAUCCAAAGAAAAAAUAAAUUCUGCCGAAAGAAAACUUUUACAGUCUUAAGAAAUUAAAGAAAGUCACAAACUGAGAAAAAAGUGUAAAUAUAAUAAACAUUUAUAACCUCACAUAAUAUUCAUUUAUAAAUGAACUAAUUUACUAAUAAAAAGUCAUUUCAAGAAUAUUUUUUAUUUUACCAAAUAAAAGCUCUGAUGGUGAAAAUAAAGUGAAGGAAAAUCGUCUUAAUUUUACAGAAAAGCAGUGAAAAGUUCAGGAAGAAGUCAAAUAAAAGCGUGUUUGUUCUUCUGUUCUUCUGUUUUGUACUGAAUUAAAGAUUACGUAAAACUAAAACGGAACAAACUGGGCUGUCUUCAGUUUUUCUCCUCCUGGUUCAGAGGAAGUUAAUGAGAAGCUGGAAAGAUGUUUAUCAGCUUAACGAAGUCGUUCGAGGGUCAACGCUUCUGCACGACGGAAACUUUUACCUGCAGAUAAGAAACUCAGAGUUUCCACAAACAUCAUUGUGAUUCAGAGGAGGCUUCAGCUAGAAGAUAUCUGCUGCUAAAUAUAAAAUAAAACAUUAAAACACAAAGAGACACACAAUAACCAGCAUGAGAGUCAAAAUAACCUAAAAAAAAAUGACAAAAAGAUGCAAAAUCACCAAAAUAAAACAAACAAUGAUCCAAAAUGACCACAAAAAGAUGGAGAAUCACCAAAAUAAGACACAAAAUGAUUCAAAUUGACAUUAAAAAGAUGGGAAAUUACCACAAUAAGAUGGAAAAAAAGAUCCAAAAUCACCUCAAGAAGAUGCAAAAUGACCAAAAUGGGACUGAAAAUGGCCACAGCUGAAAGCAAAACUACUGAAAGGAGACGCAAAUGACACCCACGGCUGCCAGAAUGUGGUAAAAAUCAAUAUGAAAAGAUGCAACAGGCGCACAAAGAGGUGCAAAUUUGCUGCAAAACAACAAAAAUAGUAAACAAAACAAUUCAAAACCACACAGAGUGAUAAAAGGAUCAAAAUAGGGCACAAUAUGGGAAAAAUUAAACAAAAUGACCCAAAAUAAGAUGCAAACAAACAAACAAAAUAAGACACAAUAACCAGAAUGACACAAAAAUCUGACGUGAAACAUCCCCAAAGAGACACAAAACACCUGAAAUAGAACACAAAAUAAUUCAAACUGACACAAAACACAACAAACGGCUGUAAAUUUUUUAAAAAGUAGAACACAACAUGGCCUAAACCGACAUAAAAUGACUAAAAACAGGUAUAAAAUGACUCUGAAGAGCUGCAAAAUGAUCCAAAUAGGACCCAAUACGGCAAACAAUUGAACAUAAAACAACCACAAACGAACGCAAAACAACCGACAAACCAAAUAAUUCAAAAAUAUGUGAAAAAAUAACUUUAAAGAGGAAAAAAAGUCCACGAGAAGACGAAACUUUCAGCAGUAAAACAAAAUGAGCAAAAUGAGUCGAAAUGACUAAAAUAAGACGGAAAACGUUUCACAGACAAAACAGAGACACAACAUUCCCCCAAACCAAACCAAAUAUAACCAGACACAAAAAUGAGACUGAAUAACUUUAAAGUGAAGAAAAAUGAUCACAAGCUGAUGGAAAGAGACUAAAAUAGGUCAGAGCACGACAAAAACUAAACAAAAUGAUCAAAAUCUUCACAUCAUGAUGCUGCCACCACCAUGCUUCAUCAUGAUGCUGCCACCACCAUGCUUCAUCAUGAUGCUGCCUCCACCAUACUUCACAUCAUGAUGCUGCCUCCACCAUACUUCACAUCAUGAUGCUGCCUCCACCAUGCUUCAUCAUGAUGCUGCCUCCACCGUGCUUCAUCAUGAUGCUGCCACCACCAUGCAUCAUCAUGAUGCUGCCUCCACCAUGCUUCAUCAUGAUGCUGCCUCCACCAUGCUUCAUCAUGAUGCUGCCUCCACCGUGCUUCAUCAUGAUGCUGCCACCACCAUGCUUCAUCAUGAUGCUGCCUCCACCAUGCUUCAUCAUGAUGCUGCCUCCACCGUGCUUCAUCAUGAUGCUGCCUCCACCGUGCUUCAUCAUGAUGCUGCCACCACCGUGCUUCAUCAUGAUGCUGCCACCACCGUGCUUCAUCAUGAUGCUGCCACCACCAUGCUUCAUCAUGAUGCUGCCUCCACCAUACUUCACAUCAUGAUGCUGCCUCCACCAUACUUCACAUCAUGAUGCUGCCUCCACCAUGCUUCAUCAUGAUGCUGCCACCACCAUGCUUCAUCAUGAUGCUGCCACCACCAUGCUUCAUCAUGAUGCUGCCUCCACCAUACUUCACAUCAUGAUGCUGCCUCCACCAUACUUCACAUCAUGAUGCUGCCUCCACCAUGCUUCAUCAUGAUGCUGCCAACACCAUGCUUCAUCAUGAUGCUGCCUCCACCAUACUUCACAUCAUGAUGCUGCCUCCACCAUACUUCACAUCAUGAUGCUGCCUCCACCAUGCUUCAUCAUGAUGCUGCCACCACCCUGCUUCAUCAUGAUGCUGCCUCCACCAUGCUUCAUCAUGAUGCUGCCUCCACCAUACUUCACAUCAUGAUGCUGCCUCCACCAUGCUUCAUCAUGAUGCUGCCACCACCAUGCUUCAUCAUGAUGCUGCCUCCACCAUGCUUCACAUCAUGAUGCUGCCACCACCAUGCUUCAUCAUGAUGCUGCCUCCACCAUGCUUCAUCAUGAUGCUGCCUCCACCGUGCUUCAUCAUGAUGCUGCCACCACCAUGCUUCACAUCAUGAUGCUGCCACCACCAUGCUUCAUCAUGAUGCUGCCUCCACCAUGCUUCAUCAUGAUGCUGCCACCACCGUGCAUCAUCAUGAUGCUGCCACCACCGUGCUUCAUCAUGAUGCUGCCACCACCAUGCUUCAAAUCAUGAUGCUGCCACCACCAUGCUUCAUCAUGAUGCUGCCUCCACCAUGCUUCAUCAUGAUGCUGCCACCACCGUGCAUCAUCAUGAUGCUGCCACCACCGUGCAUCAUCAUGAUGCUGCCACCACCGUGCUUCAUGUCAUGAUGCUGCCACCACCGUGCUUCACAUCAUGAUGCUGCCACCACCAUGCUUCAUCAUGAUGCUGCCUCCACCAUGCUUCAUCAUGAUGCUGCCACCACCGUGCAUCAUCAUGAUGCUGCCACCACCAUGCUUCAUCAUGAUGCUACCUGCACCAUGCUUCACAUCAUGAUGCUGCCACCACCGUGCUUCAUCAUGAUGCUGCCACCAGCGUGCUUCAUCAUGAUGCUGCCACCACCGUGCUUCAUCAUGAUGCUACCACCACCAUGCUUCAUCAUGAUGCUGUUAAUAAAUUUUCAAAAUUGUCUAAAACACACUUUUCACUUUGUCAUUAUGGGAUGUUGUGUGUAGAGCUUUUAGGGGAAAAAAAGAAUUGAAUCCAUUUUGGAACGAGGCUAUAACACAACAAAAUGUGGAAAAAGUGUAGCAGUAUGAAUACUUUCUGGACGUAAUACUUCUACUAUAUUCCAGAGAGAAUACUGCACUUUUUACUACUGGUUUCCAGAUACUGUGACUUCAUGUGCUUUAACUACUGAUACAUUAGUAUUUCUGUACUUUUAUUUAUCUAAAUGAGUCUUUAAAUGCUGCUUUAAAUGUGUACUUGUACUCCUGUAGUGGCAUUUCUACCACAGAGUACUCGUCUCCUCGUGCUGCGUUCACUGAACCCAACAGGAAGUUUAGUCAGCGUGACUGGAAUCAGAAACCAGCGGCUAUUUUUAGAUCCUUACAAAUAAACCUGCCUGGUGGUGGUGGAAAAAACAGGAAAUCUGAAAUAUUUCUUCAAUGUCUGAUCAUUAAAUUCACUAAAGCUGCAGCUGAUUAUGAAUUAGGGUUUUAUCGUCUGUAUUUUUUCCCACUUUUAGUCAGAGUUUAGAGCAUUUUGUUUUAGCAGUAUUAAAAGAAACUACUAAUAAUUAUUAUUUAACUUAAUUGGUUUAAUGUUAUAUUCUAAUGUUUUAUGUCUACCUUAGGUGGUUUUGCAUUUAGUUUUGUUGAUUUUUAUGUAUAAUUUGGGUUAUUUUGUCUCUUAUUUUGAUCAUUUCAUCUAAUUUCAUUGAUGUGUUUCAUUUCAUUCUUUUUACCUCUAAUUUGAGUGUUUUUUAUUUAGUUUUGCCCGUUUUUCGGUCUAAUUUUGGUCAUUUUAUUUCUAACUUUGACCAUUUUAUUUCUUUUUUUGGGCUUUUGUGCUUUAUUCUAUUAUUUUUACUUUUUAUUUCAGUGGUUUUUCAUUUAAUUUUGCACAUUUUCUGUCUAAUUUUGGUCAUUUUACUCCAAAUUUUGAUACUUUUGUCUAAUUCUGUUGGUUUAUGUUUCACUUCAGUGUUUUUAUAUCUAAUUUUUGUGAUUUUGCAUUUAGUUUUGCUGAUUUUCUGUCUGAUUUUGGUCAUUUUAUUUUUAACUUUUACUAUUAUAUUUAUUUUUUGUUGCUUUUCUCUUUUAUUUUAUCAUUUUUACUUUUAGUUUUGGUGGUUUUGCAUUUAAUUUUGUCCAUUUCUGUCUAAUUUUGCCUCUCAUUUUGAGUAUUUUGUGUAAUUUUGUUGAUUUAUGUUUCAUUGUAGUGCUUUUUUUUAAUCUAAUUUGAGUGAUUUUGCAUUCAGCUUAACCAAUUUUUUGUCUAAUUUUGGUCAUUUUACUUUCAUUUCGACCAUUUUAUUUAUUUUUUGUUGUUGUGCUUUAUUUUAAUGUUUUUCUGUCUAAUUUUGGUUGUUUUGCAUUUGGUUUUGCACAUUUUGUGGCAUAUUUUGGUGAUUUUGCCACUCCUUGUAGUAUUUUUACCUCAUCUAGGUCAUCUUGUCCCUUAUUUUGGUUGUUUUUGUCUCUUUGUGGUCAUUUUCUGUCCCACACUGACCAUUUCCCUGAAGGGUGGGCGAUAGGAGUGAGGCCACAUUAGAGAGUAGAUGAAGUUUUGGGAAUUUAUUUUUAUUGUCAAAAGCUACACUCAUAACUUAAAUAAAGAUAAACUUACAUACAUGAAACUCAUAAAUUUAGAUUCUAUGUCACAUAAAAUUUCAGAUUAUGUCUUUACUUCUGAAGUUCUUUAAUAAUAAACGUUUAUAAACUUGCAGAGAAUCCGCAGAAAAAAGACGCUUCAGAACAUCAUUGAGAACAUUCAUAUUUUUACGUUUUCUUCGAUAUUAUUAUAAUUUACUGACAAUUUAUUGGAGCACGUUUGGGUUCUUUACAAACACAGACUAAUAAUAAAUAAUUCGGCUUCAUUAUUUUUGUAAAAUGUAAACAAGUGUAGGCUCCAAUCAGCUUGUAGCUCACAGUAAAUAUGGUUCAAUACGUAGUUUAAUGGUAUUAUUUCACAUAAAUAAAGAGUUUUAAUGUUUAAUGUUAGAUUUAUAAAAAUGUUCUGAUCCGGAUGUGUUAUGAAAUUAUAAGUUAUGUGUAAAGUUCUAUUUAUAGUGGAUUUAAAGCGCCUCCUUCCGUUCCUGCAGCCUUUUAAAUAGAACCUAAUUAAACAGAACCUACAUUUAUCUCUGCUCGGAAAUUCCGUCUGGAAAGAUCCAAUUAGCUCCGUGGGUUAAUUACACCCGUGAAUAAACAUUAACUGCGGCUCCGCUGCGCUCUGGUUGGUCAGAGUUCACAUAAAUACCGGGAGGAGGAAGCAGGAACCGGCACAACCACCGAACCACCGGACUCACCGAGCCAGAAGAACCAGCAGCUGCAGCGGCUCCGUCCUCCUCCUGCUCCCCGACCAGACACGAUGCUCCGCGGCUCCGCUCUGCUGCUCCUCCUCGCUCUCAGCGCCGCCGCAGCCUUCGAGCUGCUGCCGGAGGAAGCUGCUCCCCGCCGGGCGAGAUUCUCCGCCAACAGCCCGAGCGAUGUGGCCAGAUGUUUGAACGGUGCUGUGGCUGUGGGCUGUGGAUUCUUCUCCUGUCUGGAAAACUCGACCUGCGACACUGACGGGAUGCACGAGAUCUGUGAACUGUUCCUCCACUCAGCUGCUACCUUCAACACCGAGGGUAAAACGUUUGUGAAGAAGAGUUUGCACUGCAUCUCCCAGGGAAUCUCAGGAAAAGUUUUCCAGACCAUCCGCCGCUGCAACAUCUUCCAGAGGAUGAUUGCUGAGGUACAAGAGGAGUGCUACACCAGUCUGGACAUCUGCACCGUGGCUCGUACCAACCCUGAUGCCAUCGGAGAGGUGGUCCAGGUGCCAACCCACUUCCCCAACAGGUACUACAGUACUCUGCUGCAGACGCUGCAGGGAUGCGAUGAGCAGACGGUGGCGGCGGUCCGGGCCGGGGUCAUGGCCCGGUUGGGACCCGACAUGGAAACCUUCCUUCAGCUGGUCCAGAACAAACCGUGCGUCCCCGGACCCGGAUCGACCGCCUUCAACAACCCGUCCAGCUGGAGGAACAUGCCGGUGUUCAACGUCCAGCCGGGCUUCAGGGGCCGAGACCCGACCCACCUGUUCGCCAGGAAGAGAUCCGUGGACGAACAGGAAGCUAAAGCCGACCAAUGAGAUGGCUUUAUGACUACUACUGCUGAUGUGUUCUUGUUGUUACUGUGGAGGUUCUGAGUCCGUCCACCGACUAAACAUCCCGAUUCAGAUGUUUUAAUCAUGAUUCUGAUAUUUAUUUUCUUAAUAAUUUAUGAGGUGAGGAGUGGAGGGAGCAGUGGAGGUCCAGGAGACGCUUUAACGCUGGUCGUGAAGCUCUUUAAGACUCCGUCCUGCUGGUCUGAGAUGUAAAGUCUAAUAGUCUGAUGUUAGAAAUAAACGACUAUACCACUG
Messenger RNA from Acanthochromis polyacanthus (spiny chromis), 7989 nucleotides. It is a transcript of the gene stc1l, whose product is annotated as stanniocalcin 1, like. Gene Ontology annotation, cellular component: extracellular region. The transcript has 5 exons. Gene Ontology annotation, biological process: intracellular calcium ion homeostasis. Lineage: Eukaryota; Metazoa; Chordata; Actinopteri; Pomacentridae. The coding region runs from base 6961 to 7719 and encodes 252 amino acids. Gene Ontology annotation, molecular function: hormone activity. The record is from RefSeq and is a predicted model, not a curated record.